Molecule: messenger RNA, 630 nt
Organism: Aspergillus ruber CBS 135680
Lineage: Eukaryota; Fungi; Ascomycota; Eurotiomycetes; Eurotiales; Aspergillaceae
Exons: 1
Coding region: 97-414 (105 amino acids)
Source: RefSeq, a predicted model, not a curated record
CUCAGAGACACUGAUGGAAGUACUCCGUAUGAUUAUGUCCGCGCUUGGUCUGUUAUACUCCAUCGCCCGGACACACUUUCAUCUCUAUUCUUAUGAAUGCGCCAGUAUAAUCAGUUAAGCAUCCUGCAUACGCGGUACAACAGUAUACCCAUAACUACUGAACACAUAGGCAUCCUAAGCGGCUCUGCAGACAUUGAACCACAAACUGUCCCGCCAGGCUCUACAACCAAAGGCCUCCGUCUCCCAGUCUCAGCUGGCGACGCUGUAAUCCAACCAGCAGGAACCGCGCACAGUCAAACAAACGCGAAGGAUUAUCGGUCCAUUGCUGCAUCUCCCGAGAUAUGUUUCCCUUGCAUACCAUGUACCCAUGGCAGCGCACAUGCAAUAUGUUACUCAUGCGGGAUGCUCUGCUGACGUUGCAUAGGGAAGCCGGGAUGAUGGAGUCGCAUCCAUUGAUUUGCCAGUUGAGGACUUGCACGAUAGCGGUCCCUCUGCCCGAAAAUCCGGUGUUCGGGGAAAGAUCGCUGAGGCAGUCGUGGCCUCGGGUGGCGGAUAGAUUUUGGGCUGAAGGAGAGCUAGAAGCUGCCUAAGAUUUUUCUGUGAGUCGAAGGAGUCUAGAUCCUGAAUUUG